Messenger RNA from Plenodomus lingam JN3, 3513 nucleotides. The record is from RefSeq and is a predicted model, not a curated record. NCBI's taxonomy places the organism in Eukaryota, Fungi, Ascomycota, Dothideomycetes, Pleosporales, Leptosphaeriaceae.
AUGGCAAAGAAGAACGGCAAGAAGUCAUCCAAGCAGGUGGAAGAGACGACCGCUCCACCUGACAGCGCACCAUUGCCACCACCUGCAGAGCCCCUCUCAGACGAGCCUGAAGGCAUAUCAUUGACAGCAGAAGCGCCAACAACUGUUGCGGACGAGGCCCAAGCGCCAUUAGACGCACAAGCCGCAGAGAUACCCUCCGAAGAACCAUCACAGACCGAGCAACGGACAUAUCCACUUGAGGCGGAGGUUGCCAAGCCAGUGGUUCUCGAACCUGUGGAAGAAGUACCCACUUCUGCACCUGCUGAGGAUCCGGAGGCCCUUCUGACGGAUCCAAGCGAACAGCUGUCGGCCAAUAACGCAAUAGUUGCGGCCGACGUCGAGCCACCUCCGAGCGAAGGGCAACCAGUGGUGAAUCAGGAAGAUUCAAGUCUGCAGCCAAUUGAACAUAGCGAAGUUCAAGUCGAAGACACCAAUCCAGUAAUCCAACUGACGGACGAAUCAACUCAACAACCACAAGAAACCCCUCCAGGGACAGAAUCACCAUCUGACAACCCACCGGAGAUUCUCACACAAGAAGACGUCAACGAUUUGGUACCAGCCCCUGUCAUUGAACAGCCUCGAGCCGGCCCUAGUUCCAGACGCAGAUCCUACCAUCAACACAGCAUCAGAGAAGCAACAGAAGCAACAGAAGCACCAGAAGCACCAGAAGCACCAGAAGCACCAGAAGCACCAGAAGCAACAGAAGCAACAGAAGCAACAGAAGCUCCAGAGGUUCCUGAAGCUCCAGAGGUUCCUGAAGUACCAGAGGCCCCUGAAGUACCAGAGGUUCCUGAAGUACCAGAGGUUCCAGAAGCUCCAGAGGUUCCAGAAGCUCCAGAGGUUCCAGAAGCUCCAGAGGUUCCAGAAGCUCCAGAGGUUCCUGAAGCUCCAGAGGUUCCUGAAGUACCAGAGGUUCCUGAAGUACAGGCAGCUUCUCAAGAACCAGAGAGCCCUAGGGUAGGAGACGCUACUGUAGUUCUUGAGACUCCAGAGACUCGAGAAGCAGUUGCUGCAGAUGCAGAUCAACCUACGGAAGAAGCUGCUGAACAGACGGAAGUGCAAGAAAGAGAAACAAAAGAAGACGCUGAGCUUGCACGAGCUGAGCACGAGAACAUCGAGCGAGAGAAGCAGGAUAGAAAAGAUCAGGAACAGAAGCUUGCCGAGGAAGAAGAGAUCAGGAGGGCUACUGAGGCCAUUGCUGAAGCCCAGAAAGCAAUCGAAGCCGAAGAGGCAAAGCGCCGUGAAGACUUCGAAAACCAAGAGUCUGAAAAGGAGCCACAGAACGGGCAGAAUGAUAACGUUGUAGCUGGGGAAGAGGAAGGACUACCCGAAGGUCAAGAAGAAAUAGUCAAGACAGCUGCUGGGGAGGACAAGCACACAGUCGAUCAAAUUUCUGAGCAAGAAAGACUCGAAGCCGAAGCGCGAACUGCUCUGGAGGCUGCGAAGAAGGCGAUCAAGGAAGCUGAAGAGGCUGAGGCGGCCCGGAUUGCUGCAGAAGAGGCCUUGCGUGAACCGCCCACUCUGGCUGCAAAUGAUGACACAAAACAUACUGUUGGAAGAGCAGACUUGGAGUCUAUAUCAUCUCCCAAUGCUUCAAACACGGCGAUAGGAGACAUGCAGAAGACCCACGCGAACGCUGUUCCAGAUAUCAAGGCACGCGAAUCAGCUCGUGUACUUUCACCGCAACCCCUGCGAGGUGCUGAGGUGGUCGAUGGAGCAAUGCAGCCAGCAAGCAUUCCAGCACCACCUGCAGUAGCCAGUCCACCUCCUUCCUGGUCAGACCCGAGGUUUUCAAACCGGAACCUAGAAUCGCCUCAUUCCAGGAGGGGUGAAGCGCCGAAACGAAGAUCACGGGAUUCAGAUCCGAUUCACGCACCGAGGCCGCAGGCCGUCACCCAACUGAUAGAAAACAACAGGCCGCCCGUUCCAAGCCCACCAAUGGGCAGAGCACAUCUUAGGCAAAAUUCGAUAUUCGAGUCUGAAGACGAGUCGGACUCAGCUCUAAUCCGGUCUAGGCGACAGUUUCGAGGCGGUGAGCCGCAUGACACUUCGCGUGGACCCACUUUGGGGUCUACGCCAGCGCAUCGUGGCGGGUUCGCCUCGCGAGUGCCCGUAGACCCGUCAUACGCCAACCCUCCACCGCCUCCUCCAGGCUAUCAUCCCAGAUACUAUGCACCGCCAGCCCCACCAUACUACCAGAAUCCUGGCCCUGGCAUGAGUCAGCCGGGCUAUCCAAAUCAUCAUCCUUAUGGCCCCUCCUCACACUCUUCCUCCUCUCCCUACCAAGAGUCGUGGAACCAGUACCCACCGGGGUAUCCUCCUUAUGGCAGUCCACCUCAGCGACAUGAUUCCUCAGGCUCAAGGGACUAUCCUGUGCAUGCUAUAGAAAACGUAUCUACAGACGAAGAUUCUGGUGACGUCUUUUCACGCAUCGCGCAGGCCAUCCCUGACUUGCAUGUUUUGCUGGCCAAGUACAAAGAGACACACAGUCAGCUAAGUGUGAGAGAAGACUUACUCCGCCGAGCAAGCGUAGAACAGGAAGCCAAGAUAAGAGCAAAGGAUGAGGAGAUCGAGGACUUGAAGGACGAGAUUGACAACUUCGAUCGCAAGCACUCUGCUGAGGUAGCUCAGCUUCGAUUCCAGAUUGAUAAUCUAAGAGAGCAAGUCAAGGAACUACGUGAGCUAAAAUACAAAACAGAAAGGGAGGUUCAAGACACCAGGAAAGUGCAAAACGCAGCAAUGAAGUCUUGGGAGGCCAAGUACAAGGAGCUGGAAGAUGCUCAUGCAAAGGCUUGGAAGGAGUUUGAAGACUGGAAGUCGACUACAAACACCAAGAACGAUGCCGAGAAAAUCGCCCUCGCUAUUCAGUUCGACAAGAAGCUGAAGGAGGCGGACAUCAUCGCAGAGAACCAACGACAGGAGGCUGCCGCAGUGUUUAUGCAAGAGAAGGAGGAGCUGCAAGCUGAGCAUCAAAGGCAACUGCGCGACCAUGAAGCUAUGCUUGAGCAGGUUCGCGCUGAGCUUGAGCAUAAGCUGGCUGUUGCUCAAAUCGAUCGCGAACAAGCUAUCGAGCAUGAGCGUCAAAGUCAAGAAGUCUGGAUCGCUGAGCGCGAACAUCUUACCAGGGCUCACCUGGAGGACCGCGAAAGUCUCCAGAAGGCCUGGCAAGAGCAGCGCGAUCUUCUGGAGCUUCAGUACCAGAAGGCCAAAGAUGAGUCUGAUGCUGCUUGGACCGCACUCCACGCCGAUGCUAUCAAGAAGGCUGAUGAGGAGAGGGCCCGAGCUGAUCAGCUGGCUAGAGAGAAUGAGGAACUGAUGACGCGCUUCAAUGCGCUGAAAGAAGAGAGUAAGAAAGAGAGGGAUGUCAUCAGGAGUGUUGCCAUGAAUAUUGAGUCGGAGAAGUCCCGCCUCGAGAAGCUCAUGGAGUGUUAUGGGGAUAUUGCGGAAAUCAAGAGUAAGGGUGAUUCAUACUAG